AUGUUACGUCCAAACCAGCUGGAGGAUUUAAGCCUUGCUGAGUUUGCCGUCCGUUAUGAAACGGUUUCAAGCACAAUAUGGUCUGAGGAUGAUGGUGAUGCGGAGCUGAGAGAGGAAGAUAAUAUUACGACAGUAAGAUAUAUCAAGUUGCUGGACAAUACGAGGAUGCGUGUAAGAAAUAGGCCGGCAGUAUUACGUACUCGCUAUUAUACAAUUAAUAGUGAUAAAGAAGCAUAUUAUUAUAGCUUAAUAGUAUGUCAUAUACCAUUUCGCAACGAGAACGAGUUACUACUCGAAAAUGAAUCCGCUGAAGACUGUUUUGUAAGACGCCAAAGAGACCUUCGCCCUUUGCUAGGUAACAUAAGCGCAGAGCAAUUUGCUCAUGCCGAGCAAAUUAUUCAACAGGCACUCGCCCAAGUUACAGCGCUUAAUGCUGCACGUGAAACCCAUGUAAACAAUGCUCCAGUCUUAUGUGCUGGUGAGCAGAUUGUAAAUCGCGAUGAAACCUUCUGUGAAGACAUGGGAGAACGAGCUCUCAUGUCAGAUGAACUGUUCCUGAGCAGCAUCCGAGGAUUAAAUAUCCAACAGAGGAAUUUGUUUCAGAAAGUUUCAUUGGCAAUCGAAAAUGAUUUACAUGGUCAAGAGAGUCAACUGCUACUUUUUAUCACGGGUGGUGCAGGUAGUGGUAAAUCAUUUCUUUUAAAAUUAAUCGUGGAGCAUAUUAAGCGUUGUUAUGCACCAACAGUAGAUACACUGUUGAAACCCAACUUUGUGGAGCGUGAUGAUACAGAAUUUAUCGAAUUAUUGAAUAGUUUAAGGGUAGGCGAACUGACGACGGCUCAGUUGGAGUUAUUAUGUGAGCGGCGGCACGUGCCUUUAAAUGGUGAAUUUGCGAAUGGAGUUGCUGUUCGUAUUUUUCCUACGGUUAGGCAAGUGGACGAUUAUAAUGAUAAAAUGAGUACAGAAAAUGCAAAGUUGCACCGGACUUAUCAAAUCAACGCAGUAGAUGAGUCUCGUGAAGUGGCGACGUAUGGCAGGAAACCACCAGACAACGUAAUUCCCAAAGACGUCAAUAACUGUGGUGGUUUUCUAUGUUCAAUAAAAAUUGGCGUCGGAUCCCGAGUGAUGUUGAGACGCAAUAUAGCAGUCUCAGAAGGGCUAGUGAAUGGAGCUAUGGGUAUAAUAAAAAAAAUCAAAUGGCCAGCCUUAAGAAGAGACCAACUGGAGGAGGGGGAGCUACCGGAAGCCGUGUACAUCAAAUUUGAUGACGAUACAAUUGCUGUUAGGCUAAAAGAUAGAGACGGUUGCAUACCUAUACCUCCAUCAAGUACUACAUUUCAGGCAAAAAGGGGUUACGGAGAUGUAGAGCGUCGUAUGCUACCUCUAAUAUUGAGCUGGGCGGUAACAGUCCAUAAACUACAAGGGACCACCCUAGACAGAGCUGUGAUCGACCUUGGCAAAAAAAACUUUGCUAAAGGACAAAUGUAUGUUGCGCUAAGUCGUGUCAGAAGUUUGGAAGGCAUAGUUUUAUCAGAUUUGGACGCCAACAAAUUAUUGAAUCGACCACAUGAUGAUCGAGCGAUGACUGAGAUAACAAGAUUGCGGAAUCUGCCAUCUGACAAUCAAGGCAACACAUAA
Messenger RNA from Spodoptera exigua (beet armyworm), 1638 nucleotides. The record is from the annotation of a GenBank genome assembly. NCBI's taxonomy places the organism in Eukaryota, Metazoa, Arthropoda, Insecta, Lepidoptera, Noctuidae.